This is a messenger RNA of Prorocentrum cordatum, 1480 nucleotides long. The record is from the annotation of a GenBank genome assembly. Lineage: Eukaryota; Dinophyceae; Prorocentrales; Prorocentraceae.
AUGAAUGUCCAAGGCUACCCCCUGUACCGCCGGAGGGCUCCCAGCGGGACGGCCGUUAAAAACGGCCACUUGAUCGACGCCGGGGACGUCGUCCCUUGCAGCCCCGUGCUGUCGCGUAAGCUGGGUUGCCACCUGAACAUAGAGCACUGCGCUUCUCUCAAGUCCGUGAAAUAUCUCUACAAGUAUAUUCACAAGGGCCACGAUCGCGCCGUCCUCAGCGUGCAGGCAGACGAAGUGCAGCAGUACAUCGACACACGUUACGUCGGCCCAUCAGAAUCCACUUGGCGACUGUUGACUUUUCCUAUACAGUGUAAGUCCCACACCGUGCAGCACUUGGCGGUCCACCUGCCGGGCCUUCACCGGCUGCGCUUCCACGCAGGCGGCGAAGCGCAGGCGCUCAGCGACGGCAAGCAGACCAUAUUGACAGCAUGGUUUGAGCUCAACUCCGCCCUCCCAGAUGGACAGGCACCGGCGCCGCAGGACCUCCUCUACGUCGAUGUGCCCAGGUACUUCACGUGGGACCGAGGCUCCACGAAAUGGAAACGCCGAUCUCGGCAGACACCGUCGGCCGACGUCCUCGGUCGUUUGCAUGCGUCCACGCCGGCCGAAGGCCAGCGGUGGUAUCUGUACUUGCUGCUCCUGCACGUCCGCGGAGCUGCCUCGUGGGACGACCUCGCUCCACGCAUUGAAGGCGUUCCAGAAGACGCCCGCGCCCAUGACUUCAGGGCUGCUUGCCAGGCGCGCGGUCUCGCUGAGACGGACGAUGAGUGCACAACCGCCCUGGAGGAGGCCGCCCGCAUCAAGGGGGCCCAAGGCCUCCGCAACCUCUUCGCCGUCAUCCUCCUGCACUGCAACGUCGGGGCCCCCCGAGAUCUCUGCGACAAGUUCGCCACUGAUCUCGCUGACGACUACGCGCGCGAUCACGACGCUGCUACGGCCGCCAACCACGCCCUGGUCCACUUGCAGUCUCUCCUGGCGCAGGCCGGCAAGACGCUGGCACAUUUCAACCUGCCCUCCCCUCCGACGAGCCUCGCGCCUGAGAAAAUCCAGCGGGACCGUCUCCGAGAGCAGGCGUGCGACCGCUGUGCUUGCGCCCAGAGAGCCUCGGAGGCGAGGUCCCAGACUGGACUGGGCAGCGGAUGCUUGGACGGGCCUGGCGGCACAGGGGAGACCUUCGUGUAUCGGGCGGUCAUCGACCUCGCGCGCGGCAAGGGCGAUGUGGCCUUGGCGUGCGCCUGGAGCGGCAUCGCGGCGCUGCUGCUCGAGGGCGGUCGUGCGUGUCACAGCCGUUUCGGUCUGCCAGUGCCUCUGCCGACUGAGGACGUGCAGAGCAACAUUGCCGCCGCGUCUGCACGGGCAGCGUCCCUGCGCUUACCCGACGACAUUGUGAUGGCGAGCGACACGCCGCCCACGGAGCUGUGCAUGGCCGUCUUCCCCGACCUCGUCGCCCGAAGUGCGAGCUGCGCGCGCCCUGAGCCAG